Molecule: messenger RNA, 1606 nt
Organism: Medioppia subpectinata
Lineage: Eukaryota; Metazoa; Arthropoda; Arachnida; Sarcoptiformes; Oppiidae
Source: the annotation of a GenBank genome assembly
GCAAUGACUGAAUUGCAAUGAAUGGGCGUUUCAUUCAAUUCAUGUCAACCACUGAUUACAAAGUGCUUCACAUUAUUCUCACAUCAAUUUCGUCACGUUUUCCAUCAAUUCUUGCACAGAAUAUUCUGAAUAAGCAGUAAAUCACUAUUAUUUGUACAUUUGUUUCAAUUAUAAAUUAUAUGCUUUUAAAAGCUUUCAAAUUUUCAAGUAAUUUAAAGAUUGUAAUUUAUUUCAUUGAAUCAAAUAUGAAGACAGAAUUUCCGCUAUUACCGAAAAUAGUGAACGGAGGCAUCGCGGGUGUUAUCGGAGUAACAUGUGUGUUCCCAAUCGACCUAGUCAAAACCCGACUCCAAAACCAACAAAUGGGUCCAAAUGGACAACUCAUGUAUAGAUCAAUGUUUGAUUGUUUUGGGAAAACAUUUCGAAAAGACGGCUUCUUUGGUAUGUAUAGGGGAUCCGCUGUUAAUAUACUCCUUAUAACACCCGAAAAGGCCAUUAAAUUAGCGGCGAAUGACUUCUUCAGAUAUAAAUUGACGGAUGAAUACGGUAAAUUAUCGAUUCCACGGGAAAUGAUAUCUGGAGGUGCGGCCGGUUUUUGCCAAAUAAUAGUGACCACUCCUAUGGAACUAUUGAAAAUUCAAUUACAAGAUGCGGGAAGGGUUUCGGCCAAAGGUGUUAUUGAAGGGGGAGAAGCGAUCGUUGCCACGUCUGCCACAGCUAUCGCACUAAAACUGCUAAAAACUCGAGGAAUACUUGGCCUCUAUAGAGGAACCGCUGCAACAAUGCUCAGAGACGUCUCAUUCUCGAUGAUAUAUUUUCCACUCUUCGCUAAUCUCAACAAAUUAGGCCCAAAACGAAAAGACGGUUCCGGAGAGUCUGUGUUUUGGGCAACAUUUUUGGCCGGUUGUUGCGCGGGUUCGGUGGCCGCCGUGUCUGUCAACCCUUUCGAUGUCGUCAAAACACGGCUUCAAGUGUUGAACAAAGCGAAAGGUGAAGUCAGUUAUAGCGGUAUUCUGGACGCCUUCGUCAAGAUAUCCCAACGAGAGGGCUAUCAAGCAUUCCUAAAGGGCGCUGUUUGUCGUGUUAUGGUUAUCGCACCGCUAUUCGGAAUUGCCCAAACAGUGUACUACAUGGGUGUCGGGGAAUUCCUGCUGGGAAUAAAACACACAAAUUAAUGCCAAUAACUGGAAAACCACUCCAUUUUUAUUUUAUUUACAAUAGAUUAGAUUAAUUGAGUUUUUGUUAUAAAUAUAUAUUUUUAGGACUAUUUUUAAUCAUGUUUUUGUAAUCAACUAUUAUUUUAAUGAUGAGAAACUCAGUAUUAAUUGUUUAGACAUUUUUUGUUAAACAAUUGAAACCAUCCUUUAUUUUUUGGGGCCAUUCUAUGACUUCUAUGGGUAUAAUCUUAAAUCAAUUGACAAUCAAUUAUAAUCUUCAAUCAAACGACAAUCAAUUCUGACAAUCAAUUUUCAGACAAUCAAUCAAUCAUUAUAACCAUUGCCACAAAGUAUAUAUGAUUAUUGUAAAUGAAUUUCAAAAAUUAGAUCCAAUUAACACUUUAAUUAGGAAACAGUUCCUAAUAUAGUAUAUAUUUACUGAUUUAUCC